Messenger RNA from Carlito syrichta (Philippine tarsier), 2573 nucleotides. RefSeq names its product male germ cell associated kinase (gene MAK). Lineage: Eukaryota; Metazoa; Chordata; Mammalia; Primates; Tarsiidae. The coding region runs from base 367 to 2313 and encodes 648 amino acids. Gene Ontology annotation, cellular component: nucleus; cytoplasm; cilium. Gene Ontology annotation, molecular function: ATP binding; protein serine/threonine kinase activity. The transcript is spliced from 15 exons. Gene Ontology annotation, biological process: protein phosphorylation; cilium assembly; intracellular signal transduction. The record is from RefSeq and is a predicted model, not a curated record.
UAAUCCCGAGCGGGCUGCGGGGCCGCCACCUUCCGUCCGUCCCAGCCCGAGGCCGUCCUGCGAGGCUGGCCCGGCAUGUCUCCGGCGCGCCCUGUGCCACCAAGGCCAGUCUCCGCUGAGAAAUCGGGGCCCCGACGCCGGGUGUUCAUAAGAAUGGAAGCAGUGCUUUCUCGCCAGAUUCCUUAUUGCUGUAUCUCAUGAACCUACAUAAUCCUGAGGAAGAGCCUGUAUUUAAUGACGACAACCCUGUCAUAAGUGUAGCAAUGACAGUGUGAGGACCAAAACGAAUAAAAAUUAAGAAGCAUUCAGAUUUAUAUUCAACAAGGAAAUCACUUCAGUCAACAACUUCUGCAUUCUUUUUCUAAGAUGAAUCGGUACACAACCAUGAGACAAUUGGGGGACGGCACCUAUGGGAGUGUGCUUAUGGGCAAGAGUAAUGAAUCUGGGGAGCUGGUGGCCAUCAAAAGGAUGAAGAGGAAGUUCUACUCUUGGGAUGAAUGCAUGAACUUGAGAGAAGUUAAGUCUCUGAAGAAACUUAAUCAUGCCAAUGUUAUUAAACUGAAAGAAGUUAUCAGAGAAAAUGACCAUCUUUAUUUUGUAUUUGAAUAUAUGAAAGAAAACCUCUAUCAAUUAAUGAAAGACAGAAACAAGUUGUUCCCUGAGUCAGUCAUCAGAAAUAUUAUGUAUCAAAUAUUGCAAGGGCUGGCUUUUAUCCAUAAACAUGGUUUUUUUCAUAGAGACAUGAAACCAGAAAAUUUGCUUUGUAUGGGUCCAGAACUUGUGAAAAUAGCUGAUUUUGGACUUGCAAGAGAAUUAAGGUCACAGCCACCAUAUACUGAUUAUGUAUCUACCAGAUGGUAUCGUGCUCCUGAAGUUUUAUUAAGAUCUUCAGUUUAUAGCUCUCCCAUUGAUGUGUGGGCUGUUGGAAGUAUAAUGGCUGAGCUGUAUACAUUAAGACCGCUUUUCCCAGGGACAAGUGAGGUUGAUGAAAUCUUUAAAAUUUGCCAAGUUUUAGGGACUCCCAAAAAAAGUGACUGGCCAGAAGGAUACCAGCUUGCAUCCUCUAUGAACUUCCGCUUUCCCCAGUGUGUUCCUAUAAAUUUAAAAACUCUUAUUCCCAAUGCCAGUAAUGAAGCUAUUCAGCUUAUGACUGAAAUGUUGAGUUGGGAUCCGAAGAAACGACCAACAGCAAGCCAGGCAUUGAAGUACCCGUAUUUUCAAGUUGGUCAGGUAUUAGGUCCUUCCUCAAGUCAUCUUGAAUCAAAACAAUCUUUAAAUAAGUCAUUACAACCAUUAGAAUUGAAGCCAUCUUUAGUUGAACUAGAGCCUAAGUCUCUGCCAGAUAUAAUUGAUCAGCCUGUUGGACAGCCCCAGCCAAAAACCAGCCACCAACCACUGCAGCCCAUCCAGCCACCACAGGACAUGAGUGCCCAACAACCUCCAAAGCAACAGAGUCAGCAGAAACCGCCACAAACACUCUUUCCAAGUAUCGUCAAAAACAUGCCAACUAAAUCAAAUGGCCCCCUGGGUCAUAAAGGUGCUAGGAGGCGUUGGGGUCAGACUGUCUUUAAGUCUGGAGACAGCGGGGAGGAGUUUGAGGACUGUGAUUUUGGAGCCUCUCAUUCCAAGAAACCAAGCAUGGGCGUUUUCAAAGAAAAAAGGAAAAAAGAUUCUCCAUUUCGGCUUCCAGAGUCAGUACCCUCAGGCUCCAACAACCCCACAGGGGAAAACAAGAAUUUACCUGCCAUUGUUUCCCUAAAAUCUGAUUCUGAAUUGUCAACUGCCUCAACAGCAAAACAGUACUACUUGAAACAAUCAAGAUACCUUCCAGGUGUAAAUCCCAAGAACGUGUCCUUGAUAGCCAAUGGAAAGGAUAUGAACUCCCACACUUGGAGUAAUCCGUUAUUUCCUAAGUCAUUGGGACCCAUCGGGGAAGAACUUUCUUUCAAAAAGAGUCACGCAGAAGAAAGCAUAAUUAUACCAAUUGAAAAACUAUCAUGCAAUGAAAGUUCUCCUGAAAAAUUAGAGGACCCACAAGGCAAUCUUGGGAGUUAUGCUACUUACAAUCAAUCAAGAUACAGCCCUUCCUUUCUCAAAAAAGAAGUGGGGUCGGCUGGCCUGAGGAUCCACUUGGCACCUCUCGGUGCAGCGGCUUCCGAAUGUACCUGGAACACAAAAUCUGGUCGGGGGCAGUUUUCAGGGCGCACUUAUAAUCCUACAGCAAAAAACCUAAAUCUCGUGAACCGUGCACAGCCGGUUCCCUCAGUGCAUGGGAGGACAGACUGGGUGGCCAAGUACGGAGGCCACCGGUAGAAGUCUCUGGUAUGAAGGCUGCAGCAUCGCACCAUAGAGGAUGUGUGAAUCCCUUGACCCUGGGAAGUGUCUACAGCUGUCUAUCUCUACUGAGCUCUGAAAGAAAUAUGCAAUAAUAGGUACUUCAAAGAACAAAAAUCAUCUCCUAUUUUAUUUCUUUCCAAGCAAUGGAAUGCAUUUUCGUAGCAUCAUUGCCCACAGUGCAAUGGAUAUGUGGGUAGAACUUUACAAAGUAUUGAAUAAACUGUUUGCCAAAGUAU